Wasmannia auropunctata (little fire ant) is the source of this 1142-nucleotide messenger RNA. Its product is annotated as glutathione S-transferase omega-1-like. The coding region runs from base 84 to 911 and encodes 275 amino acids. Gene Ontology annotation, molecular function: glutathione transferase activity; glutathione dehydrogenase (ascorbate) activity. The record is from RefSeq and is a predicted model, not a curated record. Gene Ontology annotation, cellular component: cytoplasm. NCBI's taxonomy places the organism in Eukaryota, Metazoa, Arthropoda, Insecta, Hymenoptera, Formicidae. The transcript has 6 exons. Gene Ontology annotation, biological process: glutathione metabolic process.
AUACAGCAAUUUAUACGUCGCCGUUUUCGCGCAAUCGCCGUCGCGCAUGCGCGAGUAAAACUACUCUUAUCGGAACUAUAUCUAUGACCCUGGGAGCCCUGUCAUCACUUGUCAUUGAGGAUUAUAUAGUGGCUACGCCGCGCCUUAACGAUUUGCAAACAAGCCGCGUUCUUGGAAGGAUUUUCGGAAUGAGCUCCUUACAUCUGGCAGAUGGCUCGGAGAAGCCACCGGAGGUGGAAGGCCAGGGACGUGUGUUCAGCAUGGCGUAUUGUCCCUUCGCUCAAAGAGCACGCCUCGUGCUCAGUUUUAAGGAGAUCCCGCACGACAUUGUCAAUAUCAACUUGCAGAGGAAGCCGCAAUGGUUUGUCCAACUUCAUCCCGAUGGCAAGGUACCGAUUUACAUAGAUUCGGACGGUACAGUAGUAGCGGAGUCUGUCACACUGGCGAACUACCUGGACGAGAAAUACCCCGAGCCUCCUCUGUACAACGAUGAGACGAAGAGUCGUGAUUUGGAGCUGUUAAAUCACUUCAACUCCAAGAUUGUAGACACCUUUACGAAUUGCGUAUUUCAGAAGGACAAUAGACAGUUCGAAGAUAUUCUCACCGAGAUCAUGGAAAACAUACAAGAAUUUGAAGAUGAGCUUGAUGUACGCAAGACAACCUUUUUCGGAGGGAGCAAUCCAAAUAUACUGGACAUUCUAAUAUGGCCUUGGUUUGAUCUAGCAAAGGGUCUGAUUAUACUUAACAAACAGCGUGCGAAUGUUGACAAAGAGAGAUUCCCCCGUAUUAUGGAAUGGGUAGAUGGAAUGAAAAACCAGCCAUUUGUUAUAAAACACAGAUGCCCGUACGAUAAGCACAUAAAAUUCAUAGAAUCUGCAAGAACAGGUAAAAUUGAUUUUGACAAUAUUUAAACAUGAUUGAAGCUGGCUUGUUGCUAAAAGUUUAUCUUAAAAUGAUGGUAUAGUAUUUUUCUGUUAAUUCAAUUUUUAUAGUUUGCUUAAGAAAGCACUUUUUUUUAAAUAUAUAUCCUUAGUAUUAUCUGUGAGAAAAACAAAAAGUAUGUACAUUUAAAAAACAAUAGUUUGCAAUUGUAUUACAAAAUGCUGCAAAGAUAAACUUGCAAAAUGACUUAGCAUAAUUUA